Molecule: messenger RNA, 2296 nt
Organism: Adelges cooleyi (spruce gall adelgid)
Lineage: Eukaryota; Metazoa; Arthropoda; Insecta; Hemiptera; Adelgidae
Product: protein phosphatase 1L
Exons: 5
Coding region: 263-1681 (472 amino acids)
Biological process (GO): protein dephosphorylation
Molecular function (GO): cation binding; protein serine/threonine phosphatase activity
Source: RefSeq, a predicted model, not a curated record
UCUUCCAGUUACUUUGGUUAUCCUAACAUUGUGAUAAGUGAUUUAAAUGGUUCAAUUUUUUUCCCCCUUGUUAGUUGCUAAUUAUUUUGCUAUACUUUUUAACAAUCCCCGCUUAGAAACAAGUUAAUGCUAUACUUAUAUCCAUGAUCACAUAACGAAUAAUAAUGUUCACUAACAUGAAGUACUUAAGUGACUAUUGAAAACUUGAUAUAUAUAUACAUAUUUAUAUGGUGGUAAGUAAUAGUAUAUAUUUUCAACUGUAAUGGAUGACUUAGUCGAAGACAAAAUUAUAUAUCAAGUUUAUUUGUCACAUGUGAAAUUAUUUACAUCUAAAAUAUUGUCGGCUAAAUCUAAAGUUAUUACCUUAAGCAACAUGUGGACCUACAUUCGAUUCUACUUAACUAAGCCAGAAACAAUAUUAUGUUUGGCGUUAAUAUUUUGCUUAUUUGCUUUAACUGGCAAUGUCUAUCAGUAUAUGAAUGGAUUUCUAAAAAAAAUAAACCGUGGUAUCAAUUCGUUUGGAGUCAGUAAUUUUCAACAGUUAAUGCUAGAUGAAAAAGAUGCACUGAGCAAAAAUUGGUCCUUUGAUGGAAAAAAUGUUGCUUUAUACGCUAUUAAAGGAAGACGUUCACAAAUGGAAGACAGAUAUGUUAUCAAAACUAAUAUUAUGGAUACUGGUAUCUCAUUAUUUGCUAUAUUUGAUGGACACGGUGGAGAAUUUGCCGCGGAGUACGCAACUACUAAUUUAAUGCCGAAUCUUAUGAACAAAGUAAUUGAGAUAAAAAAAUUGCUCAACGAAAAAAAUAUCAAUACAGAUGAUAAUUAUAAAUCCUUAAUAUCAAACACACCAGAAAACUUAACUCCACAGAUGAAGCCAAAACUCACUAAACCAGAAGGAUUGAUGGCUUUGAAAGCCAGACAUAUGAAUUUUACAGACGACAGUGCAAUUAAGGGCAGAUUAAGUUUUAAUAUAAAAAUGGAUUCAUUAAAACUUGAGGCAUCAAAAGAAAAUGAUACUGUAGUAAUAAAUCCAUCCACGUACUUGUCAAAUGAUGGAAGUAUAAAUUUCUCAAAAUUAUUAAUUGAUGAAGUAUUAGCGGCUGACAAGUUGUUAAUUGAAACGGCAAAGCGUACUUAUGAUAUUGCAGGAAGUACAGCACUUAUUGCUUUGAUUGAAAACGAUACAUUGUUUGUUGCCAACGUUGGAGAUUCUAGAGGUGUUAUGUGCGAUAAGAAGGGAAACGCUAUACCUCUCUCGUUCGAUCAUAAACCACAACAAAUGCGAGAAAAGAAGCGUAUAGCAGACGCUGGAGGUUUCAUAUCGUUCAAUGGAGUUUGGCGUGUUGCUGGUGUUUUAGCUACAUCGAGGGCACUAGGAGAUUAUCCAUUAAAAGAAAAUAAAUAUGUUAUUGCCGAUCCUGACGUCUUGACUUUUGAUUUAUCACAUCAUGACCCUCAGUUCAUCGUAUUAGCGUCCGACGGCCUAUGGGAUACAUUUACCAAUGAAGAAGCAGUUGAAUGCAUUAAACACCAUAUUGAUGAUUCGUUUUAUGGAGCAAAAUAUUUAACAUUACAAUCAUUUAAUAGAGGAUCUCUGGAUAACAUCACUGUACUAGUCAUUAAAUUUCCACCAUCAUGGAGUAAACAAUCACACAACGGAAACAACGCAGGAAAUAAAUAAAUGCACGUUUCAACAAUAGUUCAUAUUUGUUUUAAUGAAAUACCUCAAAUGUAUACUUAAGUGUUUUGUUAACUAAUUUUGAAUAUACCGAGUAUUUGUGUAGUUCUAAUUGAAAUAAUAGUUUUUUGUUUUGCUGGUUAUUUAGUUAUUGUUACGUUUAUUAAAUGAGAAUUUCUAUUGUACGUUAGUUGAAGUAAACAUUAUUAUUUUUACAAUUUGUAUCCAUUUAUAUAAUAUUUAUGUAAAUAUAUUAUACUUCUUUGUACAACCUCCAAAAUUGUUGGGUAAUUAUAUUUUAUGAUACUCGAUACAAUCAAUUGUAAUUAUGUUUACGGAGCCAAAAUGAAUAUUUAUUUUGUACACUAAAUAUCUUCAAAGUAACCCACCACGCACAUGAUGAACAAUAUUUUUAUACUUAUAUCAAUGUUUGUUAUAAUUUGUGGAUAACUUCAAAACAAAUUAAACUACAAAUAAUCAUAACUCGACAUUUAAUAAUACAUAAUUAAUAAGUUCAUUAUUUAUUGGACGGAUUUAUUAUCAUUUUUAACUUACAGCCACUUAUUGAAAAUCACAUAAUACACGUUUUGUACUUAAUGCAAAUGAUAUUCACUUAAU